Helianthus annuus (common sunflower) is the source of this 525-nucleotide messenger RNA. RefSeq lists its product as uncharacterized. Lineage: Eukaryota; Viridiplantae; Streptophyta; Magnoliopsida; Asterales; Asteraceae. The record is from RefSeq and is a predicted model, not a curated record. The transcript is spliced from 2 exons. The coding region runs from base 1 to 525 and encodes 174 amino acids.
AUGAGGCAGAGGCGAUGGUUGGAAACGGUCAAGGAUUACGAUUGUGAAAUACACUAUCACCCCGAGAAAGCCAAUGUAGUCGCCAAUGCGUUGAGCCGAAAGGCAGAUUAUACACCAAUACGAGUACAAUCAAUGCAGUUGGUUGUGACCUCGGGCUUACUAGAACAAAUCCGAGAAGUGCAAGUUGAAGCAGUGAAGAUGGAAAAUUGGAAAAAGGAAAGAAUAUUGGCCAACUACGAUGCUAGUAUUGGGAUGGCACCGUACGAAAUGCUCUAUGGUAGGAAAUGUCGGACCCCAGUAUGUUGGGGUGAAGUGGGUCCACGUGAACUCUCUCACCAAGAUAUAGUUCGAGCCACUAAUGAACAGAUUGAUGUGGUUCAGGCACACUUGAAAGCGGCUCAAGAUAGACAAAAGUCGUAUGCGGACAAAAGCAGGAGACCGAUCGAGUUUCAGGUUGGCGACAAAGUCAUGCCUAAGGUAUCCCCAUGGAAGGGGGUCAUCCGGUUUAGAAAGAGAGGAAAAUGA